Messenger RNA from Yamadazyma tenuis ATCC 10573, 1208 nucleotides. Lineage: Eukaryota; Fungi; Ascomycota; Pichiomycetes; Serinales; Debaryomycetaceae. The record is from RefSeq and is a predicted model, not a curated record.
AACUCAAACGCUAAUGUCAGUUCCUGGAGUUCAGCUCGGCGUGCCUCAAGGGCUGUCUAACAAAGCCCCAAAUGGAGCCCAGAUUUCACCACAAGCAAUUCAACAAGCAUUAGCACAAAUGAAACCUAUCGCUAUUGGAUUGUCCAAUUAUCUCAGAGACAACAAGAUUUUAAAGAACAGAAAAGGCUUAUUGAACAAUACCGACGAUAUCGAAUUCUUCCGUUACAAAAGACUUGUACGUGCCCUUGUAAGCGAUGAUUUCAAGUCCAAACAAGCAGACCCUAAGAACAGGUUAGUCCCAAUAAAAGAUGCUAAAGCAGCUGAAGAGUUAUCCAAAGUGUUGAUUCAAACUCAAAUGAUUAUUCCCGUCACAAAGCUUCAUUUCCAUGAAAUCAGACAAACUAAUAAGAAGUGGACACCUAAAAGAGAUAAGCCUACUCUCAUCAAAAGCUCCAAGGCCGAGUUUUCACCAGAUAGUUAUUACAUGUGGAAUUAUACCAAGCCAAAUCCAUUUAUGAUUGUGUAUGGACUUUUAUUGAUUGCCGGUGUUUUCACCGUUAUUUUGUUCCCAUUAUGGCCCAGGAAGAUGAAAGUUGGUGUUUAUUAUCUUAGUAUGAGUCUCUUGGGUCUCUUGGGUUUGUUCUUUGCCAUUGCCAUCGUUAGACUUAUCAUCUACCUCAUUACGUUACUUUUCGGUAAGCCUUUCUGGUUGUACCCCAACUUAUUUGCUGAUGUGGGAGUCAUUGAGAGUUUCAUUCCUUUAUAUGAAUGGGAGAAACCCAAGAAAAGAAAGAGCACUGGCUCCAAGACCAGUUCUACGGUGGAAUUGAAAGAUGUAGAGUAAAUAAACUUCGCGCAGAAUAAUAAUAUCAUCACAAUCUGGAGAUAGGAAUGAAUAACAUCCGAUUCAACCAAGACAAUUCAUGUAUGGCUGUGGCAUCAGAUACCGAGAGUCGUAUCUUUAAUAGUGAACCCUUUGGAGAAAUAUAUACAAACGAUUCUCCUGUGUUCCUUUUAAAGGUACUUUUCUCGACCUCCUUAACGAUCAUAGUCCCUAAAGAGAAAGAUAACCGGCUUCUCAAAAUCUUCAAUUUGAAGCAGAAUCUUAAGAUAUGUGAGCUCAUAUUCCCUAGCUCUAUAGUCGAAAUCAAAAUCAAUAAGAAACGGUUAAUUGUGGUGCUAAAAAUAGGACAAAUAUAUAUCUAUGA